CCAUCAGCUGGCACACCGGACCCUGACACGCUUCACGUGCGUGCACCCGCCAGCUUUAAGGCCGCGGCAAGCUCCUCGACACUGGACACUGGUCCUGGCAAACGUAGGCUGGCCAAUUAAUCUAGGCCGGUCGGGACCGGCCACAGCCACACCCACGACCCACGUGUUGCACGCGGGCCGGCUGAGAUGGGUAUCCCCUCGUGCUACACGGCCGGCCUGGCCUGUCUUCGUGUCCGACGACUCAGGCAUCGGGCUGAGGUAUUCUGGUGGAGGAUGCUUCGCUAGUCGUUUCUGACGACUAGGAAGAGGCGGAGGCGGCCUGGAGUUUGCUGGGCCGGACGUCGGGUCGGGUGGCGCACGACGACCGCUGCCUCGAGGACGCCGGCAGUCUCGCCGCCGCUUCCCUCAGGAGCUGAUCGCUCUGGCAUGUGCAUCCAUGGCCAGGCCGGGCAGCGAGUUAACGCCUGGGUGCUGCCGUGUCGCCACCGCCAUGAGCCGAGCCUUGCCAACGAACGCUUGGCAGGCCAGCCCGCGGCGGCGGGGACGAGCAAGCAGCGCGCGGCGGUGCACGCUCUGCGGACGGGCGGGGCGUACCUGCUCAUGCUCGCUCUCAUGUCGUUCAACGGCGGCUUGCUCCUCGCCGCCGUGGCGGGCCACGCGGCGGGGUUCCUGGCGUUCAAGGCCGGCCUGUUCGGCGACGGGCGGGCGCUGGUGGAGGACGGGUGCGGCAAGGAGGAGCUCGCGCCGGCGGCGUGCUGAUAGGUUUCUCUGCGCGCGACGAUGACGGUGAUCGACGGGGGUUUGUCUGUCUAGCGUUUUGGCCGCCGCGUGCGAGUGCGAUCGAGUGAAUCCAGUAUCCAUGAUGCUGUUUUGCUGAAUCAAGUUUGUAUAGUUGAAGUCCUAAAAAAAAAGUUGGUGGUUGGGAGCUGUAGCACCUGAAUCUGUAGCUCUACAGGAGGUUAACAUUCAUGUGAUAAGAUUCGAAUCUCCUAGGCGUGUUUGGU
Panicum hallii is the source of this 1004-nucleotide messenger RNA. RefSeq names its product copper transporter 3-like. Gene Ontology annotation, molecular function: copper ion transmembrane transporter activity. The coding region runs from base 427 to 759 and encodes 110 amino acids. Lineage: Eukaryota; Viridiplantae; Streptophyta; Magnoliopsida; Poales; Poaceae. Gene Ontology annotation, biological process: intracellular copper ion homeostasis; copper ion transmembrane transport. The record is from RefSeq and is a predicted model, not a curated record. The transcript has a single exon. Gene Ontology annotation, cellular component: plasma membrane.